Messenger RNA from Anas platyrhynchos (mallard), 11520 nucleotides. RefSeq names its product Ras association domain family member 9 (gene RASSF9). NCBI's taxonomy places the organism in Eukaryota, Metazoa, Chordata, Aves, Anseriformes, Anatidae. Gene Ontology annotation, cellular component: trans-Golgi network transport vesicle membrane; recycling endosome; cytosol. The record is from RefSeq and is a predicted model, not a curated record. Gene Ontology annotation, biological process: signal transduction; intracellular transport.
UCCCCCCCCCUCCCCUUUCUUUUUCCUGCUCCUAAACGCCUCCUUCAAGAUUGCAGCUGGGCAGGACUCCAAAGGUGCAGCAGCAGCAGCAACAAGCCGGAGUUCAAAGUUAGCAGUAAAUUGCACAACUUCCAGCUCAUCGCUACGCUCAGUGACUAUUAACAAGCUGGAAGGAGCUCAGGGAAAAAAAUAGGGGAGAAGGGAACACCCUCGAAUUGUUUGGGGAUCGCUGAUGUUAUGCUUCUGCCGCUGGAAUCAUGGCUCCCUUUGGAAGGAAUUUAUUAAAAACCCGGCAUAAAAACAGCUGCUGAGUAGCAAAAGGAAGAAGAUAUAUUUAUAGAGAGCAUAGUACCAUACAUAAAAGAGAAGAUGUAAAGUGGACACAUACUGAACAAAAAUCUCCCAGCAAGGAGAUGGCUUCAAAUGAAAGAGAGAUUGUGGUGUGGGUUUGCCAGGAAGAGAAGAUUGUAUGUGGCCUGACAAAACGCACAACUUGUGCAGAAGUGAUUCAAGCACUACUUGAGGAACAUCAAGCAACAUUUGGAGAGAAAAAGGUCCUCUUUGGAAAACCCAGUGAUUACUGUAUUGUAGAAAAAUGGAGAGGCUCUGAGCGAGUCCUUCCUCCGUUGACAAAGAUUCUGAGACUUUGGAAGGCCUGGGGGGAAGAGCAGCCCAAUUUGCACUUUGUGUUAGUAAAGUCUGAUGCUUUCCUCUCAUUUCCAUUGUGGAAAACAGCUGAAGCUAAGGUAGUACAAAAUGUUGAAAAGCAGUGGGAACUCAGCCCAGCCAAUUACAUGAAGAUGUUGCCAAUAGACAAGCAAAAGAAAAUCGUCAGGAAGACUUUCCGGAAACUGGCCAAACUUAAACAGGACAGUGUUCAGCAAGACAGAGAUAAUAUGGAGACGCUGAUUCAUCUGAUUAUAUCUCAAGAUCAUACCAUUCAUCAGCAAGUCCUUAGAAUGAAGGAACUAGAUAUGGAAAUCGAAAAAUGUGAAGCACAGUUCCAUUUAGACCGUGUAGCCAAUGAUGGAGAAAAUUAUGUGCAGAACUCAUAUUUAACAAUCAAUCCAAGUGAGGCUGAGCAGCAAGGGAGUAGGCCAGAUGAUCAAAAAGAGAUGCACGAAUAUUUCAGCAAAAGUGAGGGAAUUUUACAGGUUGAAGAGAGACUGAAACAUCACAAACAAUUAAUAGAGAAGCUGUGUGCUGAAAUUGAGAAAGAAGUAUAUGGUAUAUGUUCAGAAAAAAAAGGAGAUGAUAUUCACACAGAAGGAGCUUCUCAUGCUCAACUGGAAAACUCAAAUUUGGAAAGUGUAAAGUAUGAGCUGGAAAAAAGUAUGAAAGAUGGUCUGAGAAUCAAUUCAUACCUGAGCUGCAUUCAGAAAGAGCUUACCUACAGGGACUCAUUGCUUCAAAAGAAGGAAAAAGAGUAUGAACUUCUUACAGAAGAAUUUAAUUUACUACAUAUUAAAGACAACAUCGAAACUAGGCUUCCAUUGAAUGAAGAACCACCCAAGGGCAGUGGCAAUUCCAGUACCAGCAUUGCAGUUCCUGACUUUGUUCACAGAGUGACUAAUCUGGACAUAAAUGAUACAGACUCUGACACUGGAAUCAGCUCUACACACAGUCAGGACUCUGAAAUUACUUCUGGGGACAUGGUACUGUUAUCAACAUAGUUGAAAACAGUCAUGCAUUUUUGAAAAGUCACAUUUUGAGGGAUACGUAGAAGAAUAGGUAAACUUUAUUGUCUUGAGAGUCCACCCCCUUAAGAUGUUGCAACUGUGGCACUACUCUAGCAAAGUAAACAGUGUCUAUGUGCUUAAAAGUAUACUUGUGAUUAAAUGCACAGGCAGUCUCAUGGGUUCACUGCUAAUAGGUGCAAAGUUGUUGGCUUUGCUAAAUUGGGACGUACUGUUUAGACCUUGUAAUAUUCAGUGAAACAGCAGCAUUCUGACUAGCUUGAACCAAAAGCCUGGAGCUUUGAUAUCCCACAACCUUUUAUUUCACAUCUACAUCUCUCUAACUUUUAAGGAAUGUGAAUUAUAUAUUAGACCCAACUAAAUGGAGAGAUUGAUUUUCUGCUCUGUUACAUAAGCUUUAUUCAGCUGGAGUUUCCCUGGAAUAUAAUAUAAUCAAGCAUGUAGUCUGUUAAAAAUUAGUUUUUAUGAUGCUGCAAGACAAAAAAAUGCAAUUGCAUUUAUGCUAUAUAUUUAAACGUAGUGCUGAGUUAACAGGAUGGUAGGUUCAAAACCACCUAUGUCCCAAUUUAAAAAUGACUUUACACACAUAGGUAGUUAAUUUCCAUUGUCUUUCAGCAGGGUCUAACUGCUACUAAGAUCUUUAAAACUCUUGCUCCUCUGCUGUUACCCUGCAGUUGCCAUGGUGACGGUAUAUGGACACACAGUUUUGCCAGCGGGCAUGUCAGAACUGCCUACCUCCUGUUUCUGUGAGCUGAUCAAAUCCCAAGCUCACACCUAGCCCCAGGGGCAUUUUCAGGAAGGCUUUCUCCUGCUUAUCUCACCAGUAGGAACCAAAGUCUUUGGCCUCCUCAGAUCAUGACUACCAUAUCAUACAUAAAACAAGAGACAGGCAGGGGCCAGACAUUUUUGGCUGUGGCUACUGGUUCCCAAGUGCCAGGUAGUUAUUCUUCUCAAAUAGCAGAUAGGUUGUCCAAUCCUGUCCAGUACUGAUUUGGAGCAGCAAUAUGGCCCUUUCGUUAUCUCCUUGGUGAGAACUUUAGAAUACAACUAAAACUGAUCCAAUUUAAACAUUGGGCCAUGAGUGAGGGAGAGGAGAGUGUCAAAUUAUUUCACUUGGGAAGUAGUCAUUAAGAUCACUUGUAAAUUCAGAAUUGAAGUAUAUGUCUUCUCAGUUACCGAACAAGAUUUCUAACUCUGAGCUAGAACUUUGCUAACAGAGAGAACAUGAAUAAUUUCUGGAUUGCACACCGAGGGUUGCCAUGUUUCUAUUUUGCAGAUCAAUCUGUUUAAGGCUUUUGAAAACAUAAUGUAAAUCUGAUUAAAUGAAUUGAAUGGAGAAAGAGUUACAACAUUUCUAAAGUUUAGCUCCAACAAAGUUCCAACAGAUCCUGGAAUUAAAAGCCUUCAAAGUAAAUGAAAGGACAAUACCUGGAUGGAAUAAAUAUACUUUCAGGAGCACUGCUUUCCUUUCCUAUAUUUUUCUUCUCUUAAAUGUCUGUCAACCAUCUGUAUUCUAAAAUGACAGAAGUGCUAGGACUGCUGGUUAACAUAUAUUUAAUACAGAAAAAAAAAAAAAAAAAAAAAAGUCUAAAAAAUCAGUUUUCAUGUUGCUUUUUUUUUUAAAAAAAAAAAAAAAAAAAAAAAAAAAGAUUUUUGGAUCCUGGAUAUUAUAGAGUUUUUAUUCCAGGAAUAUGUGUUAGUUACCUUAAUAUAUUUUGUGUUGUGUUUUUAUCAUACAAUGUUAUUUGAAUACUUCAGUAAUAAUGUCAUAUGUAGACUCAUCAGCUCCUGAUGGAAAUAUAUCAAAUAUCUCUGUAAUAAUUUAUUAAUGCAAGUCAGCAUCUUUUGAAAUCAGUGGUAUCGCUCUGACAAGUGCAGAACUCUGAAUGUUGAGAGGAGGCUAAUGGAUUCUCUGAGUUCUUGUGAAUGUAGGUAAUAGUUAUUUCUACUGAGUCCUUUUUUUUUUUUUUUUUUUUUUUUUAAUACUUAGGGGAUAAAAAUUCAAGCAGAAUAAUAUUCAUACCUAUGCAGGCCAGUACAAGACCUGUGUGGGAAAUAAUUUCCACUCACACUCUACCAGAGUUAGUUUACGUAUAGGAACUUGUACUGGUUUUUGGCCAUGAUCUUUAUCCACAAUAUGUGCUUUGACUGUACAUCCCCUGCAACAUGUAGAUCUUUAGAGUAUUAUUGUGUUUUAAAAGAAAAUAGGAAAAAUAGGUUGAGAGAGUAUUUCUUAAUAAAAUAAUAUAACACAAUUCACAAUGUUUUGAAGCUUAUAAUUUGAUAUUUCAUAAAAAAAAUUCUUUCUGAAUUUAAAUGAAUGUACAAGAUAAUUAAAUACUGUAUGAACUCUUUGCUAUUUAUCUGCUUAUACACUUUUCAUGCACUCAUUUAACGUAUUUUCAGGUUGCUAAAAGUAGAAUUUAUCAUCCCUUAUGCUCCUUACUCAAUCGUUUUUACUUUGCCUUAACUGUCUACAUUUUUUUUAAUUAUUUCCAGAAGGAAAUGCAAACCCAAAUAUUUUGUCUCAUUUUCUGACAUUCUUUUAAGUCAAUUCUCUUAACAUCUUAACAUUUGAGGUUUAUUUUAUAAAAAAUUCCACAGAGUAUGUUAUACUUAUGGACAAAGUUCAAAAAAAGUCUUACAUAAGAGGAGAGAAAAGUUCUACCCAGGGAGAGAAAACAGGAAAUGUCAAAGAGUAAUGAAAGGAAAUUCAGUACUUUACACUCAUCUGUACAAUGGGGUUUUGAAAGAAUAAUAAAUUUUAGAAAGAAAAAAAAAAAAAAAAAAAAAAAAAAAAAAAAAACAGAGUGAAAGGAAUAACAAAGUGAGUAGGGUCAGAGUCAGCCUGAUUGUUUUGGGAUGUUCCUGAUAUGAAUCUAGGCAGAGAUCUUCAGUGACUGUCACCUAGGCUAAUAAUACUGAAAUGAAACAGUACUGACACUUGGCUAAUACAAAGUGUACUGGCUCCUACAUACUUAAAUAGUAACACAUAACAUAAUAUUAUAUUUGUAACCAAUAUAACUAUGAAAAUUUCCAUGGAACAAAGUCCCCAGUCUCAUGUUUCUUCACAACUUACUAUAUACUUUUACAAAUUUGAUGAAAGCAAAUGAGUCAAUUUAAUUACCUACUUAAGUUCCUUAAUGAUGACUCUUUCAUUUACAAGGCAAAUAUAAAAUACAAUUAUCAUUUUAUUAUACAUAAAUUUACAGUAUUUAAUAUCCACUUAUAUGCUUAAAAAUUACUGUGUUAUUACAUAUAUAUAUUUUUUAUUUUUUUUUCUCCCCUGGAAAACUGAGCAAUGCCCAAAAACUUCUAUUACUUCAGACUAAUAGAUAAUAUCUUUAUCUUCAGAUUGUACAUUCAGGGAUUUUUCUACUGGCUGCCUUAUGUUCCAUAUAUACAUACAGAUUGCUGACAAAGGAUAUUCUAUUAUAUGAUACUGACAGAUUGAAACUCUCAUGUCUGUGAAUUUCAACUUGCAGCUUUAGGCUGCUAAGAUUAAUAGGCUCUUCAUUUCUCUACAUGCCCAGAAUCAUCAUUUGUUAGUUUUUGCAUAUUUCAACUGUGCAAAGACAUAAACAGAUGUAAUGUAACAAAUCAUUAUUACAAAAUCGUAUCAUUUCUACUUCUGAUUGCUUAAUUGUGUUCAUGCUUUGGAGAGACAAAAAUCUAGAUUUAUGAACCUAAUUCAGCAAUGUACUGAUGUAUUUAGCUUUAAGCAAAUAGUAAUUUGAAUUACUUUGUGUGUGAUGCAUGUUGUAUUUUCUUUAGUAAUAUGUGAGCAUUCCUUGCUAACUUUUUAAUAUACUCAACUGUUCAUUCUGUUUAAAUAUACAUAUUUUUUUCCAUUUUCAUCUCAUGAAACUUUUUUUUUUUUAAUAAAAUAUCCUUGCUAAUGAUGAAUAUGCUCAUUAAUAGUGCAAGUGGUACGUGCACGUAAGAACAGAAGUCUCUAAUCCAAAGGACUUUUUUCUAAACCUACCUUAGACCAUCUUUUCUGGUCUUGCAAGUUAAGUAAGCUUGCAGUUGCAUGCUCAGCAUGAUUAUAUGCAUAAUAUUUUCUUUUCCUAGAGCUGUGGUGUUUAUCCUUCUGGGUAUUUUACUACAGUAUUUGAAAAGCAUCUAAAUUAUUUGACAUUUUAUAAAAUCUGAAAUGUGUUCAAAUGAAUGUAGUUUACUUUUUAGGAUUCUAUUUUGUUUGUGACACAACAUUUCGUAAAAUGUAAUACUAUCAUUCCAAAGUUAUUUUGUUGUCACUUUUUUUAAAUUUAUUUUAACAAGCAACCCAGAGCAUGUUACACUAUAACAAAGUCUUAUAGUCUGUUCUCAAACAGAACUUUCCAUGACUGAAAUGAUUGUCUUACAAAGAAUCGUUUGCUGGGAUGGAAAAUACACACAGAAAUUGUUUCUUUCUAAUACUUAACAGAUUAUAAUUUUUCAUUUAUAUGUCCUACAUCAAACAGAUUUUCAGAGAGAUGCUUGCAGACUGAAUUUCUGGAAUCAAAUUUACAGCUGCCUUUCAUGUCCAAUAGAUUUGGUCCAGCUGGAAUCCAGUCACUUUUUUUUUUUUUUUUUUCCAUAAGAUCUCUUUGUAAUAUUUGACUAGCCUUCAGGUUUCACCCAGGAAAUAUUUCCAAAUAAGUACAUGUAGUUAGGUUUGGGCAGUAUUUUGCUUUUUCUGAAUUAUGAAUUAGGUGCAUUAGGUACAUUUUAUGAUACAUAGUAGAUUUCUAUCUUAUUCAACUGGAAUUUGAAGUUUUUCAUAUCAAUGAUUCAUUCAAAAACCAACUGAUCAUUCCAUUUUCAAAAACAUGUACUGUAAGAAUGACAGAAACUCUUGACUGUGCUAGCUUUGUCAGCUGAAUCCCCAGUAAAGGUGAGAAAUGUAGUCUUUCUGCAUGUAAAUGCAGGUUUUGGCUUAUGCAAUAACUGUAUGCGUAUUUUGCUUGACUAGCCUGUUGGUUGAGAUUUUAAUUCAUGUAAAUAUUUGAAAACUUAAUUUGUGAUCUUCAGUCCAUUCAUUGGUAAGCAUUUUUCAGGAAAUAAUAUUUUUGAGGGGAGAGGGAGAUUACUUUAAAAAUAACUUUUGUUAGGAUCCAGUUAAGAAAGAAUAAAAGCAAAAAGCCCAGUUCCUACAAAAAGUUUGCAGGCAGCCAGAAGCUCCAUUUGAUCCUAUGAAAGCUGGAGGGAGCUUAUAGUAUUAACUGAAGAAAGUCAAACAGUUAGUUCAAUUAUUUUCUGUGGUAAUUUUUUUUUUUUUCAUUCUGCAGUGCAUAGAGGUAGAAAAGUACACAAGGACAUCUGAGCACUUCACCAGUGCAGUCUUGCGAAUAAUACGUCAGUAAGUCAGUUACAAGGAAAAGGAGUUAUUUACAUGAGAAAGUAGUUAGGCAUAAUAUUAGACAGGGACCUUUUGAUUUAGAGAGCUUUUGUCACUCAUGACCUACAAUAGUAGUACAUCUUCUGUAUUAAACUCUAGUGACAAGAAAUUUUAUAUAUAUAUAUAUAUAUAUAUAAUAUAUAUAUAUAUAUGUAUAUGUAGUGUUCACUGUAAUUUAAAUUCUUUUGCAGGUUGUCACAGACUAUGUGAACAUAAAGCUUGUUUUGCCAUUUUCCCCAUUUCUGAUUCAACUCUUCACACUUUACCUAAAUAUCAGUCUUAUCUUUUUUGCAGCUCUGUACAAUUUCCAUUAUGUUCAUAUUUGUACUUUUUUUUUUUUUUUUGAGUUAUUCAGUUGGUUAGAUCAGAUUUUUACUUUUUUUAGAAUUUUUCCAACAUAAAAUAUCUUGCUUUUAUUUUAUGUUCAGUCUUAUUUUACAUCAGAUCUGCUUUAUUUCUGAUUUCUGAGUUCAUGUAUUUGUUUUAAACUGCAGAUUAAGUAGUUACACUGCAGUUACUCUAUAUUUUAUUUUGCUCAAAUAUUCAUAAAAUAGGUAUAUAGAAUUCCUUUGAGAGGAGGUUCACCAAGUAUUUUAGUAUAAUAGUUUGCAUACAGUAAAUUGCCCUUACCUUCAUUCUGUUUUAUAUAUGAAAAAGUUUAAAUGGAUCAGAAGGUUCUUUUAUGUAACAUAAGUCUUAAUUGAAGUAUUUCUUAAAUUAUUUAUAGUUGCACUGGAUUCUGCUAACAAAAUUAUGAACUGGUACUAUUUAUUUUCUGGUCUUGUCAUGUCAAAAAGAGCCAGGUCAAUCAUAAACCCAGGGCUGUACUGCACAGUCACACAUUUCCAGAACAGCAGAUUAGCAAUACAUGGAUUUGAUAAUGUUCGUUAAAUGGUCAUGAAUGGUGUUACUGAUUAUGACCCCAAGAAGCAGAACUUCCCUUGUAACAUUCACCAUUUUGAGGGCUGCAUAUAUUUGCCUUUGAGGGCUACAAUUUUUUGAUUAUUAUUUUACUAUGCAAACAAUUUUGUUCUGUAAAUUUGAACACUCCCUUUCUGUGGGAGAACUUUGUAUUAACAAGCAGGUAUUCAGUUGUUUUUCAUUUCUUAACAAAGGUCGGUCUGGUAAUAUAAAUAUAUUUUAGAUCAAGUGUUGAAGAAAAAUUGUACAAUUCUUUUCUGUAAAGAUUAACCACUUUCAUAUCAUUGCUGUUUUCAGCAUUCUUUUCCAAGACAUAUUUUGUGUAUUUGGUUUCGAUGUCUAAAAUUACAGGCCAAGAGUGUUUGUAGUUAAGUCAAUAUUUGAGCUAUGCAACAUAGGCAUUUAGGGAAAGGCCAAGUCCUGUGCUUGUGUAACUGUUUAAUUGCUGUAAAAUUCCAUGAGUUUCAGGAAAGAUAUAUAUGAUAUAAUGAGAUAUAUAUAUAAUGAUAUAAUAAGAUAUAUUGCUUAUAUAUGACUAUGUAGGGGAAGCAAAGCCAUUUCACAGCUUCUGCUGUAAGAUGAGUGUUCCUCAACAAUCCCUUUGUAAGGAUGGCAAGAGAAUGUGUUAUGAACUGUGUUCUUCUGAUAAUCUAACUUCUUGAGUUUUGUGAUUACACGGGAUUCUCUACUUUCAGGAGUGAGGAAGGGAAUAAAUUUAUUGAUUUUGCAGAACUGCCUGAAAACAAGACCCUCUCCCCCCCUUCCUUUUUUUUUUUUCUUUAAAUAUGAGAAGCUAGUUCAGAACCAAUAAAUUUUUAUGAUCAUUAAGCUAAUGUCAUGGUCACUUGUUAAAGUCUUUUAGUUAUUGGGUUCGUAAUGCUGUAGUUUUAAAUCACGAAUUGGCCUCAAAAAAAAACUCUUCACAUAUGAAUUUACAGAAUGACAAUAGAACUGCAGAGUAGUAUGCAAGAAAUGUGUUCAUCAAGUAAGUCGAUUAAUAUCCUUAUAUUCCUUAUCAGGAAUUCCUUAUUACUUUUUGUUGUUGUUGUUUGUUUCAUUUUGUUUCAUUUUGUUUUUACGCUAUGACACUCCCCAAGUAGCAUUUUGAUUCACAAUCAGUGCAAACAGCUAUAGACUCAGAUUCAGUUUAUUAGUGCAGCUACUACAGUACUGAGACAGAUUUUUUAUCAAUGCUUUUAGAAAUGGAUGUAUGAAAAAUGCAUGAUUUUAUGAAUUACAGAAAAGAUUGUCACUGAGAAUGGAAAACCACCAACUAAUAAAGAGUAUAGGGAAACUUCAUCUGUAGGAUUUUAUUUAUUUAUUUAUUUUUGUAUGGGAGAGGUUGCUAUUUUAUUUUUUAACACACCAAAGUAUUGAAAUGUACUAAAAUGGGCUUGGUAUGACUCACGCAUUUGUAUCUGUCUUUCUCCCAUUUCAAGUUUCCUUGCUACAGCACUAAUAUUUCUGGCAUUUAAUGUGCUGGGACUCUCCUAUUCUGUGAUCCCAUGUGCCUAAUGCUGUCAAGGCAGACUUAGAUAUGACCAGUUGCAUCUGGUAGUUGAGGUCCCAGUGUGAGUUUUGCAGAAGUGGGUAGUUUAUGCUUGGCAGAUGCUUAGCUCACAAGGCAGAUAAUCAUGAAUCUCAGAACUGAACUGUGCUGCCAUAAUUUUUCUCCUAACACAUACAGUAGAGUAGGGUAGAAAACAACAUUAACAUACAAUUGACUGUUACCUCACAGACAGACAUACUGGAUAAUAUCUGCCUUAAUUUUUCUGUGUCCUGAGACAGCUUUUGAGAGGUCUGAGAAAGGAAUACAUUUAAGUGUGGUUUACCAUGAAAUCGGAUAAAAGUAAACUAGGAGUUGAAGUGGAGCCAACCAUUAAAAACAAAAUAAAACAAAACAAAACAAAACAAAACAAAACCAAAAAAAAUAUUUAUAAAAGCCAGCAGAGCAAAGAUGUACACACAGAUAUAAAGUAGAAUAUUUUGUCCCUUGUUGUGGGUGUGACAAACUCUUAGGCCAUCCUCAUCUAUAUCAUAUGACAACCCCAGAUUUGUUUCUGGUUGAAAAUAAAAAUUAGAAACACCUGUUAUGCAGUGAUAGUAAUCAUCCAUUUCCAAAGAGAAGGAAACUCAUCAUCUCUAGGACUCCAUAAAUUGAGACAGGAUGUUUUUAUGCUUUUGAAAAGUACAAAUUAUUGAGCUUGACAGCAUUCACUUACAUAGGAGGGGAAAAUGAUGUGUUCCACUAAAAGUAUUAUUGGUGUUUUUUUAUGGCCUGUGUUAGGCAAAGACCAAACCAGAUUAUCUUAAAUUAGGCCCUUAAAAUUUACAGCUUCUCAGAAAAAAAAAAAAAAAAAUGUAUAUAUAUAAAUCAAAAAAAAAAAAAAUGAUGAAGAGAAAGAGGAGGCCUGAAAAAAAAUGGCCUAAAAUAUUUACCUUGUAAUAAAAGUACCACUGUUUCCAGAACUGGCAAAUCUACUUGUUCUGGAAUUUUCAUGUCCCUGGACUUUGUAUAUAUUUCAGCCUAACUGAAAACUUCUUAUACACACACACAGGAAACUUGAAAAAGAGCCACCCCCACCACAUCUGAAAACAAACAAACAAACAAACAAAAAAACCUACAUCAAAACAAAACAGAAAACAACCCACAAGCUGGGAGUUCUUUACUGCUCUCCUGUCUGGCAGUUAAAAGAAGUAUUGCCUACACUCCUACACAAUGUACAUCUCUGAUGUCAAGACAUGUAGAGAUUCAACUGUCAGCACAAUGACAGUCAAAGAAAUAGUCUCUUACAAGUGAGAAACUAGGCUCAUAAUGACUGAGUCAUUCAAAGUUGUGAAACUUCUGUCAGAGCCAGGAAAUAAACAAAAUUAGGUUUGUAUCUAUCUAGAUAGUAAUGUUACAGCUUUCCUUCCUAUCUAGAUUCUCCCAUUCUGGAACACUUUACCUUCGUAAGAGAAGCAGGAAGGUUCUGAGGAGCUAGUCUAAAUCUGCACACAGUAAAUCAUUUCUACUUCCUCCUGCUGAAAUUGUAAUACUACCACAGGGCUAAAACAGUCAAAAUGCUGUGUGUGUGACACCUGAGGAAAGGUGAGAAGAAGAUGGGGAAAAUGGAUGAAUGCAAAGGGAAGUUAAAUCACCAUAUUAAACAAAACAAAACAAAACAAAAAAAGAUGAAGUUUCAACUUUUUUCUUUAUUAGUGCAAAAGAAUGGAAAUACCAUAGCCCAAAGGUAUUACUUCUGUCUUUAGUGUUUAGCUAAAUGCCACAUCCCUUUUAGGGAUGCAUUAUAAAUUUCCAAAUUGCUUCAAAUUUAAUUGUUAAUUUUCUAUCCACUUUCUGUAUAGGUUUGGGACAGUUUUGCUUCAUGCGGCAAUAUGAAGUAAAAUUCUAACAAAUCAGUUCUGGUCUUAUUUUAUUAGGGUUAUAAUCUGAGCUGGUUUUUGCUGUUUAAACUUUGUCAUGUAGAUGCACUCAAUUCUCUUUAACUUACUGCUAUAAAACUAUACCUUCAAAAA